AAAACGCAGAGAGCCAGCAACUUAAGCUUUCUCGGCAAUUCAAAGCUCCGACUACAACUCCAGCAGCCAACACCAUGCGAUUCGCCGCGGCGGUUAUCGGAACGGCGUCGUUGCUCGUCUUUGGAGCUCUGGUGGUGGUGGUGCUGUGGAGCUCGCCUGGGUUUCUGAAAGGCGGUUAUGGUUUGAUCAUGGAAUCGGAAGCGCACGACAGUGUUGCUGCUACUCACCGGAAGCUUCUCGUCCGGGGGGAGGAAAAUGUGGAGCAGCCGGAUCGUAUUUGGGGGGAGAAGUGUAGCCGGUCGGACAUAGUCAUCGACCAGGGCCCCACGGCACCGCUGCCGAGCGGCAUUCCGACUUACACGGUGGAGAUCAUGAAUGUGUGUGUCACGGGGUGUAACAUUAGCCGGAUUCACCUCACCUGCGGUUGGUUCAGCUCCGCCACGCUGGUGAACCCGAGAGUGUUCAAGCGGCUUCGAUACAAUGACUGCCUUGUGAACGACGGCAAGCCUCUGGUCAAUGGCGGUACAAUCUCUUUCGAGUAUGCCAACACCUUCCUCUACCCGCUCAAGGUUUCUCAUGUCUCCUGCUACUGAUCAGUUCAAGUCCAUCCUUUGACCAACAGCAAUAUUCACCUUAGGAAAAUUUAGAAUUGACACAAAAAAAAGAAUGAAAACCCCAAAGCAGGAUUUGGUACUUUCUAGCUGUUCUUCGCAACACCCAAUAGGCCUUUCGUUUUUGUGGUUCUGCUUUUGCUUUAUGUAUCUAUUGAGAGUUAUAGCAUUUCUGGCUAGAGUUUUGGAGGGGAAGGUUCCAAGCUUGCUGAAGAUCAAAGCUUCUUAAUAUUUUGGGCCUGCUUGUAUAUAGUUAGUUAUAUACUAUAUAGUAUAGGUUGGUUUAGUACUCGUUCUCAUUACUGUAUGUGGGAGAUGCAGGAUUGAAAGCUCUUGAGAAAAUGUUUCCUUUUGUUAUCAUGGUUCUGAAGAAAAUGUGGCAAAGAGAUUUUAGUAGUGGCAGAGAUUUAUCUGCUCGUCUUUCGUUGGUUUUGAUGUGA
Messenger RNA from Argentina anserina (silverweed cinquefoil), 1051 nucleotides. Its product is annotated as protein TAPETUM DETERMINANT 1-like. The record is from RefSeq and is a predicted model, not a curated record. Gene Ontology annotation, biological process: cell fate determination. Bases 75 to 593 code for a protein of 172 amino acids. NCBI's taxonomy places the organism in Eukaryota, Viridiplantae, Streptophyta, Magnoliopsida, Rosales, Rosaceae. The transcript has 3 exons.